Molecule: messenger RNA, 1391 nt
Organism: Moneuplotes crassus
Lineage: Eukaryota; Ciliophora; Spirotrichea; Euplotida; Euplotidae
Source: the annotation of a GenBank genome assembly
CCUUAAUGGACUCUAGACAGCUAGGAGGAUACUCUCGAAGUCCUCAAGGCCGUAAGCAGGGAGAGCACCUAAGAAUCAACUUUCUUCCACCAGCAGGGAGAAUGACUUCAAAAGCGCUAAAUACCAAGACUAUGACAGAAAAAAAUAUUUCUAGGACCAAGAUUUCUAAUAUUAACACUUUCUCAGAUCAAAACCUCGCUUGGUCAUUGUCUUAUGACAAUAGUGUAAUCCAGGCUCGGAUUAAAAGGGAUGAAAAUCGGAUGCUGAGGAGGCUAGAAUUAUGUUCUUUUUCUGAAAAUUUUAAGACUAAUAAAACUAUCAAGCGGAGGACUAAGUCCAAGGUUUCUCUCUAUACCAUUCCCAAAUGUGAUAGGAUCUCCACACUGAACAAUACGACAAAGUUCCUAACCAAAAGGUGAGAUAGCAAGGAUCCUUCUAUGAUGAUUGAGACAAAAGAAACACAGAGUAAGAAAGAGAUCACUAGUAAGCCGGAGUCACUGAAGUCUGAUUUUGUGGGACAGGAGGAGAAUGAGCGGAUAGAAAGGGAUUUAGGAGAAAUUUCCAGUGUUGGAAGUGCACCUGAAGAAGAUAAGGAGAGAGAAAAAGAACAAUGUAAUAAACCUUCCCAUUCACCAAGUCCAAGCCUCCAAGAAGACCUAGCAUUGAUAUAACCCAGCAUGAGCAACAUGAGAAGGAGGAUUCCAAACCUGUUAAGAUCAAUGUUGCCAAAAGGGCACCUCCCAAGUAUAAUUUCAUGCAGAGCCAGGCUAUUCAAGAGGUCAGUGAGAUAGAGGAGGAGCCAGCGGAAGAUCAACCCAAUAGAUCUGUAGUUAGGAUUGCCAGCCUUAAGAAAAGUGAUAAAUCAUGGAAGAAUAAAUCAUUUUUAGUGAAAAAUCUAAGCCGAAGUCCUACUAAGCCUCUUGAAAACUGCCAAAAGCUAAUACCUGCUAAAUAAAGGCAAAAUCUUUUUAAAGAAAAGGACAGAAAUGUUGCAGAGUAAGUUUAAAAAACCUGUACAAAGUUCGGAUACUUCAGGAUCUGAUUGGAGUUUUAUGAACCUUAAUCUAAAGAGAUCAUUAAGAGGGAUCAGGAAAGAUAAGAAAGGGUUGAUAAAGUACAGAAACCCUUCUCUUCUCACACAGAUGUUCCGUAGUAUUAACCAGACCUCUGUUAAAACUUCUUCAAAACUAAGCCAUUUUAGCUAUACAUCCAAAGUACCAAACUCACAAAAAUCUCUAGUUAUUUUUCCAAAAACUAAAAUAUAUAACUCCUCUAAAUCAAGCUCUGAAUUCUCUGCCAGUGGUAGGAGCUCUCUAAGGUCCAAGAUAAUCCGCCUUCACUCCAACAAGAAUUGGUUUCCUAAAAUCCAGCUCCAAAACCCUCCUUCAUAG